Messenger RNA from Anoplophora glabripennis (Asian longhorned beetle), 1142 nucleotides. It is a transcript of the gene Herp, whose product is annotated as homocysteine-responsive endoplasmic reticulum-resident ubiquitin-like domain member 2 protein. Gene Ontology annotation, molecular function: protein binding. The record is from RefSeq and is a predicted model, not a curated record. Gene Ontology annotation, biological process: endoplasmic reticulum unfolded protein response. The coding region runs from base 159 to 1124 and encodes 321 amino acids. Lineage: Eukaryota; Metazoa; Arthropoda; Insecta; Coleoptera; Cerambycidae. The transcript is spliced from 3 exons.
GCGACAAAAAUAUUAUGUUGAUAAACGAUAAUAUGACACAAGUAACAUAGAAAUAGUCAAGAAUAAUAUAAUUAGUGCCAGUUAAUAAUACGUACCUAUUAAAUUGUAAUAAGUGUUUGUAAAUAAAUUUUAACAAAGUGGAUACUACAAAAGGAAACAUGGAAACAUUGCCUGUUACUUUGAUAGUGAAAGCUCCAAAUCAACAAAUUGAAGAUCAAACAGUUAAAUGUGAGCUGUCAUGGACAAUUCAGAAGUUAAAGCAACAUUUAUCCGAAGUGUACCCUAGCAAACCUCCGAAACAUGAGCAAAAACUUAUAUACUCUGGGCAACUCCUAAGUGAUUCCGUAACAUUAAAAGAAGUACUCAGACAGUACGAGGGUCAAGAAACUCACACGGUACACCUAGUAUGCUCUUCAAAAUACACUAAAAGUUUUCAGCAACCUCAUCCAGUAUUACAAACCCCUAGUUCUACGAAUUUAUCAAAUGAAAUGAAUGUUACUAAUACACCAACGCAGACUGAAGUACCUUCACCAAAUGUUGCAGCAGAACAAAAUAUUCCUAAUAUACAACCAAAUAUGCCAUGGGUGUACAAUGUUAAUGGAACACCAGUAGAUGCAAAUCAGUAUGCAAUGCAAGUUGUUUGGAUGCAGCAAGCUUAUCUUCAGUAUAUGACGCAAUAUAUGCAACUGGCAGCCAAUUCUUACGCAUCUGGAGCUCCACCUAUAACAAUUCCCAAUAAUGCUGAACCAGGCGCCCAACCUAAUCCAGCUGAGCAACCAGCGCCAGUCCCAGAACCUGCCCCUGCACCAAGAGACCCAGAAAAUCCAGAAAGAGAUUGGUUAGAUAUUUUCUAUAUGCUUAGUAGAGCGAUGGUUCUGUUUAGUGUCGUUUAUUUCUACUCCAGCCCAAUUAGAUUUAUAUUUGUUUUGUUGCUUGGGUUUGGAUUAUAUCUAUAUCAAAUUGGUUUCUUGAGGAACAUAAAUAAUAACAAUAAUAACAACAACAAUGGCCCACCAGAUCCUGUUCCGGAGGAAGAGCAAGCCCCUUCACGAUUGAUGGUAGUUUGGACAUUUUUUGCCACAUUUUUUGCUUCUUUAAUACCAGAGAUUCCUAAUGCUAUAUAAAAACAUUUCUUUUGAAAA